Messenger RNA from Ilex paraguariensis (yerba mate), 456 nucleotides. The record is from the annotation of a GenBank genome assembly. Lineage: Eukaryota; Viridiplantae; Streptophyta; Magnoliopsida; Aquifoliales; Aquifoliaceae.
AUGGAACGUCUUUACCAUCUUGGGAGGACACAGUGGAAGGUAAUAGUAUGGAGAGUGACUGUUGUUAUUGGGAAGGAGUUGAAUGCAACGAGACUAGAAGCUCAUGUAAUUAAGCUUUCCCUUAACUCUACAAGGGACCGGCUUUUAGGAGAUUGGUAUUUCAAUGCCUCUUUGUUUCUUCCCUUUAAAGAGCUCCAAAAUCUCGACUUAUCUGAUAACCAGCCUGUUGGCUGGUUUGCAAAUGAAGCAGGUUUUGAAAGAUUAUCUGGGUUGAGCAAGCUGGAGAUUCUUCGGUUGGAUUGGAAUCGCUAUGAUAACAGUGUCCUAUCCUCUCUCGGAGUGCUUUCAUCACUUAAGAGAUUAUACAUGAGCAACAGCCAAUUGAAUAGAUCUGUUCACUUACAAGGUAUGAAGGAGACCUUAGCAAUAUUUAUUUCUCAAGGAGAAUUGCAAUGA